CCGGGAGCCGCCUGUUGAUCGCCGCGCUCGCCCCGGCCGCGGCGCCGCCCCUGCUCGGCCGGCCCCCGCUCCCUCGGGGCUGACGGACGGACGGCCCGCACCGACGGCUCCGGGAUGGCCGCACGGACCGUAGUAUUCUGAAGUCUCGGGAAGCUGGCCCGUUUAGAUGUUCACGGCCCAUGAGAAAGGCACAUAAGAAGCCAUGGCACUCCCUUUCCAGAAAGAGCUGGAGAAAUACAAGAACAUUGACGAAGAUGAGCUUCUUGGCAAACUCUCAGAAGAGGAACUGAAACAGUUGGAAAAUGUUCUUGAUGACCUAGAUCCCGAGAGUGCGAUGCUGCCAGCUGGAUUCCGACAGAAAGACCAGACACAGAAAGCAGCCACUGGCCCAUUUGAUCGUGAGCACCUCCUCAUGUACCUGGAGAAGGAGGCUUUGGAACAGAAAGACAGGGAAGACUUUGUGCCCUUCACUGGAGAAAAGAAAGGGAGAGUCUUUAUUCCCAAAGAAAAGCCCAUAGAAACGCGUAAAGAAGAAAAAGUGACCCUUGACCCAGAACUGGAAGAAGCUUUGGCCAGCGCUUCUGACACUGAACUCUACGAUCUUGCAGCUGUUCUUGGAGUACACAAUUUGCUCAACAAUCCAAAGUUUGAUGAAGAAACGGCCAACAGUAAAGGUGGCAAAGGGCCUGUGAGAAAUGUGGUCAAAGGUGAAAAGGUCAAGCCUGUAUUUGAGGAACCACCCAACCCCACAAAUGUGGAAGUAAGUCUGCAGCAGAUGAAAGCCAAUGAUCCCAGCCUACAAGAAGUCAACCUCAACAACAUUAAGAGCAUUCCAAUUCCGACCCUGAAGGAGUUUGCGAAGGCUCUGGAAACCAACACUCACGUAAAGAAGUUCAGCCUGGCUGCAACCCGCAGCAACGACCCUGUGGCCGUCGCUUUUGCAAAUAUGUUGAAAGUAAACAAGACCUUGAAAAGUCUAAACAUAGAAUCCAAUUUUAUCACUGGAACGGGGAUCCUGGCCCUGGUAGAGGCACUGAGAGAAAAUGACACCUUGACAGAGAUCAAGAUCGACAACCAGAGACAGCAGUUGGGAACAGCCGUAGAGAUGGAAAUUGCCCAGAUGCUCGAGGAGAAUUCACGGAUCCUCAAGUUUGGAUAUCAGUUUACCAAGCAAGGACCACGAACAAGGGUGGCAGCUGCCAUCACAAAGAAUAAUGACCUGGUUCGUAAAAAGCGAGUUGAAGGAGACAGAAGGUAAACUUCACAAGAAGAGGCGAAGUUUCACCAUGGCAGCAAUUUAAAAACAAACAAAAACUCUUCUCCUUCCCCAUGGGGACCAUUUUAUCAAAGGUUGUUCAUUUCCGUUAAUUGCACAACUAAUAAUUUAAUUGUUACUCUUUUUUAGCACUACUUAUUUAUCUUGGAUUUUUUAACAUAUAUAAUUGUUUUAUUUGCUCAUGGGCACCUCUGGCACCUUGCACCAGUGGACUUGUGCAGAUCUUAGUGGGUGACAACAAUCGAAAUUAUUUAACCACUUGUCAUAUUGGGUUAUCUUGCUUUCUUACAUGAACUUUUUUUUUUUUAACCACUGCAAGGAAUUUAGUAUGUAAAUGUCUUUGUAACUGUGAUUAUGAUAGAGGCCUAUCUCUGUUUACAUACAUAGCUUUGAGUUAGGCUAAAGACGUCAGAAGUAUUCUGCUGACCACGUAAGAAGUUAGUAUUGCCAAUGUUUCACUGGGUGAGAAAAUGUGACCAACUUAGCACAAAUUCUCCCUCAGUUCCAGAAAAAUCGCUCAGUGCACAUGGCCCACUGAUUGAAGGUCAGUGGUGUUAUCUUCCUAAAAGCUAGACAGCAUUAUGAUACUUUAACACAGCAUUAGCAAAGAAGUAUAAAAUAUUUAUUAACCCACGAAUAUAGCUUUAAGCCAGACUCACCGGUAGCAAAAUGAAUUAGCACACCUACCGUUACUGAUUAUUCAGCAUAAAUUCGAUCUUUGACAUCACUCUAUGGAUAACUUUUUACAAAGCUGUUUUCAAGUUUUCCAGACAUGAUGGGAAAUUUUUAAAUUUUAGUGAGGGAGGCUUUUAAAACAGUACAUUCCUAAAUAAAACAAUAAUUGCACGUUAAGGUUGUCUGAUUCACAUGACUGCAUUAUUUUGGCAAAUUUUAGAAGCAUUUAUUGCUUUAUCUUUAGUGUGUUAACAAGAUCACAGGAUGAAAUGUCAACAUUCAAGUUAAUUAUACAGAUUUCUGCCCACAUGGCGUGAGCCAUCCACAUGUGUGCAAACAUCAGUAAAAAAUGUGAAUGAUUGCUUAUCCAGAUGUUUGUCAUCUCAAGGAUAAAGCCUGUGAAAGUACAACCGAGAUGAUUGUAUGGUAGUAUGCAGUAAUCUUUUCAUCUAGCAGAGCAGCAGUGAAGAAACGUGACUGCAGCCUGCGCCUCAGGCUCACAUGUCUUUGAUAACUGUCCGUACCUGAGGCUGUAAUUGGUGGCACUCUGACACUGCCUUCAUCACUUCUUCCUCCCUUCUUCCUUCCCUUCCUUGCACCUCUCUCUUUUUUCUUCUUUUCUCUGUCAUUCCAAGCCUUGGUAAAGGUGACAUCGCUUGUGCUGGUGACACCUGGAGCAAAAGAGAUCCCUGACUCAGGCAGAAGGGAGGCCCAAUCCAGAAUUUGUUUAGUAAUUGAAUGCUCCUGAGUUGCUUCAUAGCAGUAAAACAAGUUAAUAGGAAAAUAGUUCAUCUAUUAUUCUAGUUAGCUUAUAGAGCACAUGCAAACUGUUCAGGAUAGAUAGCCUUUAUAAAAUUGGAUAUUUGCCUAUAUUAUAAGUACCCACAUCUGUAUCUCUAAAAUCCUUUGAAACAUCUUAUUUUCUUGAGAAUAUUUUACACUUUUUGAAGAAAGGAUGAGCAGAACAUGUUGACAUUUUGGAACCUAAAAAUUCUUUAAUUCGUUUUCUACUACAUCUCUCUAUCUAUAUAUUUUUAAAAAAUCAUAGUAAAUAUUAUUUUAUGGUUUCAGUCUGAUUUUUCCUUCCCUCUUACUCAGUUAGGUAUGAUAUAUUAGAGCUGACUCGUAUAGGCUUAUCAAUUAUUAAAUUUCAAGAAUUUUGCAAACUGGCUGUAAACACAGCCAUUAUUAAAAAUUAAAUGACAUAUGCUUACAAUUAAAUACAUUAGGUUAAAAACAAAAGUAAUACUCAAAAAUACAUUUUACUGUUUUCUGUGCUCUUGGGAUUAUUUGCACUUAUUGUGUCUGUAUCGCAGAAAUACCAUAUGAUGGUAUACUCUUGUACAUCUCCUUCCAUCUCAGAAGUUCACAACUUCUUAUUGGUAGUUAUAAAUUGGCCGUAGUGGGAGUAUUUAUACCAUGGAAAUUAGCAAAUGUUACAAAUCAGGGCUUUCUUCCCCCCUAGGUUGCUGGUUGAUAAACAUUCAUUAGCACACCACUGGGUGAAAUGUGUACAAUUCUUUUUUUGUAUACAUGUUUUGGUUACCAUGUUGCCAAAGGGAAGAACAUUUCUGUUAUGUGUCUUUCUCCUCUGCUUUAGAUUUGUUGCAGAUAUGUUUAAGUCCUGAGUCCCUGACAUGCCCCUCAAAGUAAGACUUCUUUUCUUUUCUGGUUCACUCUCUUCCUUGCCCUCACUCCUAAGAAAUCUUGGAUCCUAUAGAGUAUUCUUGGCAGCCCCAAGGUGCUGUGGACUGGGGCUAAAGCAGUUCCUACCUAACGAACCCUGGCAGAAAGCGAGGGGAGAAAAAUCAGAAUUGGAUAGUGACUCUGCUGCAGUUGUUGGUAGUAUCAAAGCAAAAUAGAGACCUUAUCAAAAUUUAACAGUUUUUAGCUUGUAAAAUAGUUGAGUCAUAUAGUAGUAUCUGUGAAAUCAAAUAUUUAUUACUAAUCGGUUUAUCUUAUCAUUACCUGUGUUUUUAAAGUAGCUUCAAAGGUAGCGUUUCCAUGAGUACUCGUAUAUUAAAGAUAACUAUUAGGAGAUAAACUUACGUUUUUGGGAGCCUGUGACUCAUUUAAAUAGCCUAGGACUUAAUUUCCUCAUCUGCCCAAAGUGUGUCAGUAGGAGCUCUUUAUGAUCAUGAGCAGGACUAAUCCUUUACCAUCCAUCAAGGUGGGGCAUAAUGUACAUAAAAUAUUUUUAUGUGUAUGCAUUUCGCCAGAUAUUAUGUUGAGAUAUUUGACAACAUCUGGACAACUGACUGAAGGGAGAUCUUCUCUCCCCAGACCACCUCCUUUCCCCUGUGAGGCUUGUACAGGCCCACACUAAGUGUACAGUCACUCCCCUGGACUUGCAGGCUCUGUCACCAACACCCAUCCCAGCAUAUGUAGAAGAUGACUUUUAGGAGAUAAUUCUGCAAGUCUAGAGAUCAUAUAAUUAGUCCACACCACAUCCCCCAUCUGCCUGAAGUGUAUAAUAGAAGCUGUUUUAUCCUCAUCAGCAUGAUUAAAUCCCUUCCUUUCAUCUUUGUAGGGCAUAAUGUAAAUAAGUGUGUGUGUGUGCAUGUGUGCGUGAGUCUUGCCAAAUACCUAAAUAUCUAAAGAGGUAUUUGGCUACAUCUGGACCACUGAUUGAAGGGAGAUGCUCUCUCCCCAGCUCCAUUUCCCUUAUCCUUUUUAGAGUUGCUGCAGGCCCAGGUAAAAUGUGAUAUUACUUCCUGGAGUUUGUGGCUUAGGUCACCAACCACCAAAUUACACAGCACGUAUAGAGGAUAACUCUUAGGGAAUACAUAUUAGAAGCCUGGAGAUCUUUCUAUUGUUCCAGCACUGAAUCUCUCCAUAUGCCUAAAGUGUAUAAGUAGAAGUGCUUUCAUCUUCAUCAACAUGAUUAAGGUCCUUCCUUCCAUCUUUGUAGGGCAUGUUGUAUUAUAAAUAUUUUGUACCUAGAGAUCACCAAAUACUAUAAGCGGGUAUUUGGCUAAAGCUGGACAACUGAUUGAAGGGAGAUGCUGUCUCCCCAUCCCUCUUCCUUUACCCCUUUCAGAGUUGCUGCCGGCCUAGGUUAGAUACAGAAUCACUAACCUGGAGGGGCACAUGCAGCUCACCCGUCUUAGAGCACGCAGUUUCAUCUUACAAGAAAAGCCCAUCUCCAUUUAAAAACUCAGAGAUCAUCCCAAUGCCUAUACUCCUCAAAACAAUUUCCCUAAGGGGAGCCUGGCACACCAAACCAAAAAGAACAACUGCUUCUCUUCCAGACAGAAAUAUGGCCCCUGGCAGGGCACCAGUGUGGGGGAAACCAGUGUGCUCUGAACAACUGCCAUGAGAACAUUUCAGACACUCACUCUUGAAACUGGUGUUAAGCAUCAGCGUGCUUUAGGUGUAAGAGAGCCCUUUAAAUUUACAAGAGUUUGCAGGUAUUUCCUUUUUUCAUGGCCAUGAUGUGCUUAGCUCUCUUCUAGGCACUGUGAAGGAGACAGAGGGAGUAUAAGAACUCUGGAUUGAUGUAAUUUGAUAUGUGUUUCUGGGGUAGAGUGCCUUUUCCAAAGUGGAUACCAUCUUUAGUUCAAGUAUCCAUAGCAUCAGCAAAAAUGGGCAGGGGGCAGUAAGUUGAGAACACUGGGUUCUGUGGUAUGUUACCUAUGCUCAGUUAUAACUGUUUCUGGAGUCGGGUUUUAAGUCAUGAUCCUGAAGCUUCCUCUCUUCCACUAAUGAUGCAAUAAUCGCUAUUUUCAUUUUACUGAGCAGAGAACUAAGAGGGAAUGUUUUAGCUCUGCCUUCCAGUAGCAGUUUCCCCUUAACUGCUCCUCGUUUCAAAUGUCCCUGUCACUCACCAGGCCAACCUGAAAGCUGAAGGACUGAGCCACAUGCAAAAAAGGUGUGAGAAUGCUUGGAAGCAUCAGGCUGAGCCUCCUGGAAAAUCACAUGAUCAGGCCUCCAGGUAACAAGCUGGAAAGAGAAAAGUGCCCAGAACGGCAAGGAUGUUUCCUUGCUGCCAACUUUAGAUCAGAUUGGAUCUUGUUUUGUGGUUCAGGAGUUUAGUAAAGUGGUUCAGGCUGAGUGAGGUGGGGAAGGAAAGGGUAAUGAAAGGUUUUAAUUUGCUUAAGGGCAGAAGCCAGCUCUGCUCAGCUUACCUCUUUCCCAUCUGCCCAUAACAGCAAUGAUUAAACAUUCAGUAGAUGGUUGGAGUAGGAGUUCCAAGGUUUAAAUUUGUAACCUGCCUCUGGGUACUGUUCAAGGGAGGCUGUACACUUGCCAAAGGUUCUCCGAGUUUUGUGAUGCAUCAUUGACUUGGGAGAGGCUGAAGGAGGCUAUACUGUUCUCUGACGUCUUCCGUGGUAGUCAUCUGAGCACAUUGGUUCUGCUAGUUGGUAUGGUGGAAAGGCACCAUACUAGCAGAUUUGGAGACCGACUCCUAAUCCCAUCGCCAACACUUAGCAGGUAUAUGAACAUGGGCAAUUCAUUCAAUUGCCUGACAAUUAUAGACUACAUAGGGGAAAGAGCACUGGAUUUGGAGUCAAGAAACCUGGACACUUGGCUCCACACUUUCUUAGCUGGGUGGCUUUGGGGCAAGCCACUUAGUCUCUCAAACCUAAGGUUCUUCAGCUGUAUUAUAAUGGGAAUAAUGUCUUCACUAACUACCUCACAGAGUUGUGGUGAGAAUAUAAUCAGAUAAUGGGAUGAAAACACUAUACUGGAAAGGGCUAUACAAAAGUGGGAGAUCAUUUUUGUUAUCUAUUCACUAAUGUUUUCUGCUGCCUCCUGAAUCUGUUUUAUUUUCUUCUGACCAACAAUUACAUUUCUCACAUCUUGUCGAGUCUGGGGCAUUGAAGCAUGGGUGUGGCGUAGAGGACUGGAAUUAUUUUACUUUCAACAAAGAGGCAGGAGAGUUGGCUGAUGGGGGUGGUGGGUGUUAUAUACCAGUGAUGUAAGUGGUAGGGCAUUUUCCUGGGAUGGUGAGGACCCUUGCAGAGAGCCUAAGGCUGGACACAAAAGGGAAGCAAAUGGUGAUUGAGAAUUGAGGGGAGGGUCUGGGGCCCUGUUGCCCUCCUGUCCAGCUCUGUCACCACUGGGGGGG
This is a messenger RNA of Equus quagga, 7022 nucleotides long. It is a transcript of the gene TMOD2, whose product is annotated as tropomodulin 2. Gene Ontology annotation, biological process: muscle contraction; myofibril assembly; pointed-end actin filament capping. Gene Ontology annotation, cellular component: myofibril; striated muscle thin filament. The record is from RefSeq and is a predicted model, not a curated record. Bases 203 to 1258 code for a protein of 351 amino acids. NCBI's taxonomy places the organism in Eukaryota, Metazoa, Chordata, Mammalia, Perissodactyla, Equidae. Gene Ontology annotation, molecular function: tropomyosin binding. The transcript has 10 exons.